Messenger RNA from Helobdella robusta, 2110 nucleotides. RefSeq lists its product as hypothetical. The transcript has 9 exons. The record is from RefSeq and is a predicted model, not a curated record. Lineage: Eukaryota; Metazoa; Annelida; Clitellata; Rhynchobdellida; Glossiphoniidae. The coding region runs from base 1 to 1767 and encodes 588 amino acids.
AUGAUCAACAGUAUCAAAAGCAGAGGAAAAAUCAAAAGCAAGAAGAAGAUUGGAGACGUUGAUGUAGUUGACAAAGCACCCGUUCCCACGGCGGCCCGAAUAGGAAGCCAACAAAUUAAUAUGUUGAAUCAACAACAUAUUACGCCAUCGACAACAUCAUCGUCGUCAUCAUCAUUUCACAAUGUCGCCCCUCUGCCCCUAUCAACAACCGCUUCAAUAAUUCUCUACACAACAACAUCUAAUUUGUAUACGACUACAACUACAACUUCGUCGAAAACAACUACUACUUCUGCUACUACUACUACUACUAUUAUUACUGCUACUACAACUAUUACUGCUGCUGCAGCAGCUGCAAAACAGCACGUUGAUAGGUCGUCGAGGUCGAUGAUAAGAAGAGGAUUUGUGGUGAAUGAAAGUAAAACUGAAAAGAUCAUCUGUUUCGACAAACUAUCUAUGUCAAACAACUCAUCGCCAAUCGACGCCGCUGUUUCUAGGUCACUGACCUCACUGCCAAAUACUAUAGCUACUACCACUACAACAGCUUCUGAUACUUCUGCUGCUGCUGCUGCUACUGCUUUUGUUGACGAAACUCCGACGGAAACAAUGACUGAAGCAACAUCGCCACUCUCGCUGGGAAGCUGUAGUAGCAGUAGUACGGGUAGCCUCUUUAGAAACUUUCUCGAUGAUAUCACGCCACCCAGCCAGGAAUGCAAGAAAGCCAUAGUGAAGAAACAUUCCAUCGAGAUGACGACACUCCUACAACAGCAAUCAUCAUCAUCAUCGUCGUCGGCUGCAGCCACAAAUGACGUCAUGUUUGGUAGUAGUGGUUGCGGUGCUGGUAGUAGUAAUGGCGGCGGUCAUGGUAAUAGUAGUGGCAUGAGUGGCAACAACAGUAAUUUGGUGAAUUCCAGAAGGAGGCACCAGUCUUCUGGAAGUGUUGAAGGCAUUUCAACGCGCGAGCCCUGCUGCAACAUAUACAGCAACAACGACAGCAACGACGACGACGACGACGAUGAUGACGUCAUCUACCAGCAAGCAGCAACGCAGCAGCAACGAAAGCAGCGAAAGCAACAGCGACAACAACAACAGCAACGAGAACAGCAGCAGCAACAGCAGCUUCACGAUUAUAGCUGCUUGCUUGAGUUGCAGCAGCAGAAUGCCGUCAUUUCCGGUCACGUGACGCCGCCAUCUUCUUCCGGUUUCAAUUAUGACACUGAGCACGGUGGAAGACAUAAAAGGUGUUCUUACUUGGCUCUCUUCAAUUCACCAAAUCUUGAAUCACUGGAUGGCUGGACAGUUCCAAGUCUCCGCCCACUCGAAACCCUCCACAACGCAUUGACCCUGAAACAAGUGGAAAAAUUCAUAAAAUCGGUCACGGAACUUUCCGAAAAGAGUGAUGACGUCACUGAGGGAGACGGUGGUAGUAAUGGCGGAGGAGGGGGUAGUAGUGGUAGACUAGAGGGUGGUGGCGGCAAUUGGGGCUUGAGGGAGCAGGAGUCGCUGCAGUCGUCGUCAGAGUCGAAGUUGUCGCUCAAGAGUGUUGACGACGCGUCUGCUUUCUGCUUUGAUAGAAGUUAUUACUGCUCGUCGAUGGAAGCUUGCUUCAACCCGCCGACAUACCGCCCCUAUACCCCGACGAAACCCCCAUUGACAGCAGCAACAGCAGUUUCUACAGCAGCUGCUUCAUCGUCAUCUUCGUCGUCGUCACCGAUUAAAUAUAUUCCUGUGGAUGAAUUAAAACUCGAUGCAUCUCUCAAUCAUUAUUGACGAUGAUGAUGAUAAUAAUGUUGAUUGGAGUGAUGAUGAUGAUGGUGACGUUGAUGAUGAAGAUGAUGGUGAAAAGUUGGUGAUUGAGAUAACAAUUGAACAAUGAAUAACAACUCAAUUAAAUAUUCAAUUGACUUUUUUUAUUACUACUAAGCUACUUUAAAACUUCUAAGCGAUUGAUUUUAAUUGAUUUUAUUAUUAUCCCUAUUUUUUUAUUAUUAUGAUGAUGAUUAUUAUUAUUAUUGAUGUUUUUAUUGUUAUUCUCAUUAUUACCUUUCUAUUCUACCCAUUGUUCGAUGUUCACCCGUUUUACACUUGAAAUGUAUAUGUUUGUUUGUUAGUU